This is a messenger RNA of Ziziphus jujuba (common jujube), 650 nucleotides long. Its product is annotated as putative lipid-binding protein At4g00165. NCBI's taxonomy places the organism in Eukaryota, Viridiplantae, Streptophyta, Magnoliopsida, Rosales, Rhamnaceae. The transcript has a single exon. Bases 1 to 399 code for a protein of 132 amino acids. The record is from RefSeq and is a predicted model, not a curated record.
AUGGGUAUUAGGCUUUGCAAUAAUGCACUGGCUCUUUUCGUUGUUUUUAACCUUUUGCUUUUCACUUGUGUUUCAUCACACAAUCUACCUUGCCCACCAAAGAGUGUUCCUUCACCUCCCUCUGUACCCAAAAAGCAUGCCAAAUGCCCAAAAGACACCCUCAAGUUUGGUGUUUGUGGGAGUUGGCUAGGACUGGUUACCGAGGUCAUUGGGGCUAAACCAAGCAAGGAAUGCUGUUCACUGUUGAAAGGCCUCGCAGAUCUUGAAGCUGCAGUGUGCUUAUGCACUGCCAUUAAUGCUAAUGUACUUGGACUUGUUAAGCUCCAAGUGCCUGUUGCCCUCAGUUUGCUUGUCAAUGGAUGUGGUAAGAAGAUUCCCGAAGGGUUUGUCUGUGCUUAAUUUGCACGGGAGCUGUAGUCUCUGCUUUCCUAUAUUUCCUUUUGUGUCUGAUGUACUGAUUAUUGUUGGUUUGUGAAUUUGUUGGCGAAAAUAAAUCAAGUUUGUCUGCUAAUUAAUUAGGUAGGUCGACUAUCACGAAGCUUCGUAGUAGACCAAGCCAAUAAUUCCUGAAUUUAAUUAGGAGAUAAAUUUUAGUGUCCAAUUAUUGUCCAUGCUUUUGCUUAAUAAAAUUGUGUUCUAUUUGAAUGUCA